AUGGCCGUCCCCGCCGGCGGACCAUGCGAUGCGGAGCCCGUGCUUACGGCGUUAGACUUCCUAACACGGGGCAAGCAGAUCGCUUCUGUUGCCCCACCGAUUGCGUCGACCUCUGCUGCGGUCCCUUUGCCCGAAGGCGAUGCUCCAAUCUCGGUAAAUGGCGAUCAUUCCGUGCCAUCAACCGCUACCCCUACUACGCUAGUAACUUCUCGGAUGCCAGACAACGGUGCAAAUAAGAGCAUCCCUGCAGUAUCUGUCGCUACUACCUCUCUCAGUGCUAACCCCGUCUUGCCCGACAGAUCAUUAAAGAAGCGGUAUAAGCAGCGGGUUCUCACCGUUUUACGUCCGGGCGGUCCGACUCAGCCAGCACCGUCAGUUCUUCCGCCUCCCGCAGAGCCUGAACCCGCGAAUGAAGACUUCGAAGAUCCGAAAGGCAAGCAGCUGUCGGUUGAGGAGCUUCAGUUGAAGUGCAAGCAGCAGUGGCAGCGGUAUUUUCCUUGGCUUCUCAUCUCCGAAAACAAGGCCGGUCGCCCCUGCAUGCGCUGCAGCGUCUGCAUGGUCUUCGGGGACCCCAACUACAAAUACGGGCGCAACGGCGAUGGUGGCAUCGACAUUCAGAAGCAGACGAUGCGCAAGCAUCACCACAGUCUGAAACAUGAGGCCGCGGUCUUGAGGAAGGAGGAGCGCGACGGCGUGAAGAAAGUGCAGAAGUCCAUUGCUGACUUCCACCGGGGGGACGAUGAUGUCAAGCGUCUUGCUCGCUUAAUGGCUAUCGUGUUAUUCAUUUGCAAGUCUGACGCUCCCAUUGUGCUAUUCGUGGCUUUGGUUCAGUUCAUGGCAGAGCAGGGGACUCGGGAUCUGCCCCUGAAGGAGAACGGGACGUACUACAGCGAGGAGGCCUUGGCGGCCAAGGAUGCUGCCACCGCGCAUCCGGACUUCAACAUCGUGGACAAGGUGGUCCGUGCCGUAGCAGAGAACCUUGGUCGCUCUUCUGUUAAUCACGCCCGCUUUCAAGAGCUUCAGGAGGUCAUUUGCGAGACCCACCUCGAAGUCCAAGGCAUCAAGGACGUCCGAUGGUUGUCUCGUGGUGACGCCAUCCAGCGCCUGGUGAAGGUGUUUCCUGCAGCAGUGAUGGUCUUGCACGAGACAAACAAGAAGAUGUAUCAAGUCGUAACGAGCUACAAAUUCCAUUUCCUGCUGUUCUUCCUUGCUGAUGUCCUGAAGGAGCUCAACCUUCUCAGCUUGAAGUUUCAGCGGCGCCAGGUCGACGCAACCCAUGUGCUGCCGAUGGUGCACAACACCACCUUACUGCUGCGCACACGUUACCUCGACUGUGACGACGCGACUUUUGGCCAGGGUGGAGAUGCGUUGGGCCCGUUCCUCGAUAAGCACGCAUCAGGGGAGUUCCGUGAGGUCCUCGUUGCUGGCACAGCUUCCGACGGCACAUCGGUCAGCCAUCGAUACCGACUGCACGAGGAGAAAAUCAAGGGGCAGAAAAGUGGUGUGGACCACCAAGCGUGUUUGGGGCUGGCGCGCGAGUUCAUCACGACCUUGGUUGGUCGGCUCGACUACCGCCUCAAGGAUCUUUCACACCUCGACGGGGCGAAGCUGUUCAAGCAGGGAUCGUAUCCCAAGAACCAGGCAAAGCGUGAGCGAAGGCUAGGCCAAUGGCUCCAGUCUCUGCGCAACAUGUUCAAGAAGAAGCCAGAAGACCCUGAUACUCUACCAGGUGCGUCAAAUGCCGGGAAUGUGCUGCUAUAG
Messenger RNA from Closterium sp. Naga37s-1, 1761 nucleotides. The record is from the annotation of a GenBank genome assembly. NCBI's taxonomy places the organism in Eukaryota, Viridiplantae, Streptophyta, Zygnematophyceae, Desmidiales, Closteriaceae.